AUGGAGAAAGCUCAGCUGCCCUUUGCCUCCUUCCAGAGGAAAGCUCUGGAGGUCCAGGAGUCCAAAGGUGUUUUGGCUGUAGCCCCCAUCCUUAUCAGUGCUGGACCCAGUAUUCAGUCCCCAUUCCUGGAACACGACACAGGGGUCAAGGUCCCCCGGCAGCUGGGGAAGGGCCCCAGCGCCUUCAUCCCCCUGGGAGAGAUCCUGCAGGAGGGCACGGAGAGCAGCCGGCACCAGCUCCUCAUCGAGGCCUGCGUCGCGGCGGGCAGGGUGGACAACAUCACAACGGUCAUGGGGCUGCACCCUCAGUAUCUCAGCAGCUUCUGGAAGACCCAGUACCUCCUGCUGCGCAUGGACGGGCCCCUGCCCUACCACAAGCGCCACUACAUUGCCAUCAUGGCAGCGGCCCGGCACCAGUGCUCCUACCUGGUGGGCUUGCACAUGGGGGAGUUCCUGCAGGUGGGGGGCAACCCAGCAUGGCUGCAGGGGCUGCACUGUGCUCCCCAAAAACUCCGCAACCUCAAUGAGAUCAACAAGCUGCUGGCGCACCGGCCCUGGCUCAUCACCAAGGAGCACAUUGAGGUGAGAGCUGAUGCUGCCGGUGUAGAUCCCCCACCCCCAAAACACUCUGGUUUUGGGGGGCCCAUGCUUUGCCAGGGUAAAGAUGCCAUGCAGGAGGUGGAGGUGCUGAUGGAGAGGAUGAAGCUGCUGCAGGAAAGCCAGCUGGAGGAGGAGGGCGUCACGCAGGAGGAGAUGGCGACACGCUUUGAGCUGGAGAAGACGGAGAGUUUGCUGGUCGCUCCCUCAGAUAUUGCGGAUCACUCCCUGCAGUCCAACGUCCUCUGCUUCGUGGAGGACCCCGAGUUCGGCUACAAGGACUUCACGCGCAGGGGCGAGCAGGCGCCCCCCACUUUCCGUGCCCAGGAUUACACCUGGGAGGACCAUGGCUACUCCCUGAUCAACCGCCUCUACCCCGACGUGGGGCAGCUCCUGGACGAGAAGUUCCAGGUUGUCUACAACCUGACGUACAACACCAUUGCCAUGCACUGCGGCGUGGACACCUCCAUGCUGCGCAGGGCCAUCUGGAACUACGUCCACUGCGUCUUCGGCAUCCGCUAUGACGACUAUGACUAUGGGGAGGUGAACCAGCUCCUGGAGCGCAGCUUGAAGAUCUACAUCAAGACAGUGGCUUGCUACCCGGAGAAGACGACCAAGCGGAUGUAUACGCAGUUCUGGAGACACUUCAAGCACUCAGAGAAGGUGCACAUCAACCUGCUCUUGCUGGAGGCUCGGAUGCAGGCGGCUCUGCUCUACGCCCUGAGAGCUGUCACCCGCUACAUGACCUGACAAGCCUCUGCUCCCUCCUCCUCCUCCUCCUGCCCUGGGUUUGGGGGAAAGGCCAGGGGGGAGCUGGCACCCUAAAGACUUUGCUGGAAUAUUGUCUCCCCUCUUAAGGGGCCUGGAGCUGUGGAAGGAAAGGGGGGGAUCCCAGGAGAGGGGAUCCCCAAGAAGCCGUCAGUGCUGAGAAGACCCCGGAGCUUGGCAGAGCUGGGGGUGCUCGAUAGGUCUGUGCCUCUUUUUGGGGUGAGCCUGAACGAAGCCAAACCAGGGUGCCUUUGGGUGCUGCCUUUGCCACGGGUGCUGCUGUGACACCUCUGUGCCACGUCCUGGCACCAAGACUGCCGCCGUGGGGGACUGUCCUCAUGCUGGAGAUUGCCAGAGGGUAUUGGGGGCUUUGCCUCUGCUUCUUGGGGGGGGGUCUCAUCGUGCUGGAAGAUGUGCAGCUGCUGGUGGGGAUGCUGCCCUGGCACCCCCUCCCCACCCUUGGCUCGCACCCAGGGAAGGCACUGCAGGAGCACUG
Molecule: messenger RNA, 1861 nt
Organism: Egretta garzetta (little egret)
Lineage: Eukaryota; Metazoa; Chordata; Aves; Pelecaniformes; Ardeidae
Gene: SESN2
Product: sestrin 2
Exons: 9
Coding region: 1-1347 (448 amino acids)
Biological process (GO): negative regulation of TORC1 signaling; regulation of response to reactive oxygen species; positive regulation of macroautophagy
Cellular component (GO): nucleus
Molecular function (GO): L-leucine binding; oxidoreductase activity, acting on peroxide as acceptor
Source: RefSeq, a predicted model, not a curated record